CCGAAGCAUUUCGACCACUUGGGGUGCUGUUGGGUGCUAUACUCGUGAGUUGCGGCUGUACUUUCCCCAGCUGAUACAUCGCUUUAGCAUGUUUCCAGUUUCGUGUCACCCUUCUGAACCUCACCAGCUAGUAGUUAGCUCUGUUAGCAGCUAAUGAGAGCGUCAUCUUUACCACAACAUGCCUCGGAGAAAAAAAGCUGGCCAGAGCCCAGCCAGGCAGACCGGCGGGCGAACGGACGGAGGAAGCUUCGGUCACAACAGUGGUAACCCUCUACGUCAGGGUUAUGAUCCAGUUAUGGCGAGUAACGUCCCACUCAGCGCCGCGGCGCCCAACAGCGCUGUCAUGGAGAGAAUUGUUAAAAGCAUGCAAGAGAUGUUUUCCCACCUGGACCCAGACGUUAUAUACAUCAUACUCUCCGAGUGUGACUUUAAAGUUGAAAAUGCAAUGGACUCCCUCCUCGAGCUGUCUGUGGCUGCUGAAGUUGCAGUCCCAAACCCAACUCCUGUUUCUGGCUUUGAGCGGACUGCUGCAGCCUUGCUUACCCCACGUCACUUUUCUGAACUGAGAUCGGACACACAAACAUCCACAGCCUCACAUCAGCCCACCUCUCCUCCGUCUGCUGACCUGCUGACAGAGGAGCGGAACCUGUUCGUUGAUCAAGAGUUGGAGACACUAACCGCUCAGGAAGAUGUUACGGAGGAGCACCAAAGCAGCGUUUCCUUAUCUGAUGUUGCACCACUUUCUUCCAUCCCUCCACCACCUGUUCCUAAGCAGGCACUUCCAGAGCUGCUUCAGAGCAGCUUAGAAGCUGCAUCUGGAGAGUGCUUUAUUGAGCAGCAGUCAUCAUCUGGAAGCUUGGUGGAGCUUUUGUCUGGAGCUUCCUCUCCACUUGACCAGCUCAGUACCUGGAAUCAAGAUGUUCCUGAAGGACAGGGAGAGGUACUUGAUUUCACUCACCUGGUGACAGAAACUUCUGCAGAGAAGCCAAAACUUUCUUUGGACCUGGCAGCCUCAGGGCGUCCCUCGGCUUUCCAGGUCUAUAAAAAGCAGGACCCAUCCCACAGUCUUUCAGACAGGACUGAGCCCUUGCUCUCUAAUCCAGUAGUCGAUGGAACAAGGUCUAAAAUGAACUUGCAAAACUGCAAUCCACAAGGUUAUAUGGCAUCACCCUGGAACUCGGGGGCACCAGCGUUUUCUCCUUGUAUCCAUGGAAACCAGGGACCGGCCUUUAUCACACCUGUAGCUCAAACACCCUUCAAUUGGUUCAGCCAGUUCAGGCAUGUUUCUCCCUGGCUGAACCAGGCUCCUGUUAGCCAAGCGCCCCUCAAGCCCUCUGCAGUUAUUCCUAAGUCUUGGGCCUUGCCUGCUGCUCCACAGGUUCCUGUCCACUCCACCAGGCUACGCUUGCAAGGGAAGGUGCUUGUGUUGCUUCGUGGUGCUCCAGGAUCUGGCAAGUCGACUUUGGCAAGAGCCGUGUUGGAGCAUAACCCAGAUGGGGUCAUACUGAGCACUGAUGACUAUUUCACCCGCAACGGAAAGUAUGAGUUUGACCCCACGGUGCUUGGCGAGGCCCAUGAGUGGAACCAUAAAAGAGCCAAGGAUGCUUUCAACAGGGGAGCCAAUCCCAUCAUCAUUGAUAACACCAAUCUGCAGGGCUGGGAGAUGAAACCUUAUGUGGCUCAGGCACUGAAACAUGGAUACAAGGUGCUUUUCAAAGAGCCAGAUACUUGGUGGAAGAAUAAGCCCAGAGAACUGGAGAGACGUAGCAGACACAAUGUGCCGGUGGAAACGAUACGCCGCAUGCUGAAUGGGUAUGAGCGCUUUGUCACAGUCCAGUCCAUCAUGGGUUCACACAUGCCUGAGUUUAAGCAACAGCUUCUUCUGGAGAACAAAAGCUCACAUAGACCAAUGUCUUCUGAAACACCAGGUCCUGACCUUGUGUGUCAGCCAGGAUUGACUGAGGGAUGUAAAAAAUCCCAUCCUCAACUCUCCUCCUCCCUCCCUGAUGUGUCAUCUUUCGGUUGCUCUGGAGAGGUUGCUGUGCAAGAAGACAAUGCCCACAAAUUCACUGAGCUGCUCGAUCUCCGACUCACGGAAAGCCAUACUAGCAACCCAGAUAUUUCUGAUUUAGAUGAAGAUAUUGAUUUGGGUGAACUGGAUUCUGAGCUGGAAAUUCAGUUGGAGUUAAACCACCAAAUGGAAGACCAGAGAAUCCCAGACUGUGUUGUGGAAUCUGUGAUAAAUGAAGAUCGAUCUGGGGAGGAAAUCCAUGUGGAUUAUUCUGAGUCUAUUAGACAAAGAGUGAGGAGGGAAAGACCAAGCAGGAGGUCUGGGUUUGAAAAAUUGGAGCCUGCAGGUCUGGUAACAGACUCUGAUCAGCCAGAUAAAGAAAAGCCAAACAAUGAAGAUGUAGAAGUGGUUGAGACGGUGAGGUGCAGGGAGGAGGAGAAGGAGGAGGCUUUUAAGAUGUUAAAUUUUGUGGGCGAUUGGCCUUCUGAAGGGUCUCUAAAGCAGCGCCAGGCGAGGAAAAGAGAACAGCCAAGAGAAACGGAGGGAAGAGCCGAUGAUGAAGAAAAAACAAAGUGUGUGGCGUCGGGUCCUGAACGAAAUGAGUUUCAGAAGCUUCUUGAUCUUAUUCAGACAGGUGUGGCGUCAGUUCAGACCUGCUCUUCUGGCUCACACCCAGUUUCUCCAAGCUCGGGAGAAGAAUUUGAGAGAGAGCAUGAGGCAGGUAGCAUGUUUGAGGAAUCAAACAGUGAAGAAAAACAGUCGAACGGUGUUAACAACAGCAAAGGUGAAUUACCCGACUGCGUAUUAAACUGGAAGGCAGUAGACUCUUGUAUCGUCAGGGAGCUAAAAGCUGAUGGUUUGGAGGAAAUUAAAAAACAAAAUGACGAAAGCGGUACCAUUGAAAGAGAUGUUGCUGUGUCAGCAUUUGGACAAAAAACUUUAUCUGAAGAUUUGCAAUCUUCCAAUGUAACCAGUGAUACAGGUGAAAGCCUCGAUAACAAAGACAAAGUUAGUACAGAUGUGGAUUACGGCCCAGAAAAUGGCAGCGAGUCUGGGGCUGGGACUGAUGGGAGGGUCAGUAAUGAAACAUGUCAGAGUCCAGCAUGUGAGAUCUUGGUGGAAACAGAAAGUGGUGGAAGCAGUCAGGAAAGGAAGCACCAUCAGGGUCGGAGAUCAGGGAAGCUGUGCAAGCUGGCUCUCACCUUCACUCAAAACUGCCUUUCUUCUUCAUCCAAUGAUCUGGACUGUCCAAAUUCCACAGCUGAAAGCAGUGACAUUACUGAAAGCAGUGUUAACGCAGAUGUCACACCUGUCUUUAAUCCCAAUUGUGACACUAAUUUAGACCUUAAACCAGACUUGGACCUGUCUACAGAGUCCAGUUCUGAAGCACACCUGCAGCCCACUCCUGUUGCUCUGGUGGAAACAGGCUGCUUCACUCAGACAGAACCUCAAGACUUCGCCUUUAUUUGGCGUCUCAACCAUCAGGACAGCUCAGAUGAUGCAAACGUCUCCAGUGACAUCAAAGUGUUGUAUGGGGAGUCCUCUCGGUUUGUGCCAGAGCCCUCCUCUGCAGUUUCUGCUGCAGUCGCUGUUGACCUUUCUGGUCAUUCAGAUGUAUCUUACUAUGUGGUGCAUGAAAAAGGCACACAGGUGGAGGAGAAAGAGCUUGUAGUAACUGAAGACCGAGUCAAGAGCCUUCGCAUUCUCAGCUGUCAUUUUAAGCUAGUUAGCUUUGAUACGUUAGAGGAUCUGUAUGACAAGUGCCAUCAGGACUUAGAAUGGACCACCAAUCUGCUACUGGAUUCUGGAGAGAGGUUCUUUAGAGAUGAAGAUGUUGAGGAGUACGGUGCAGCAGAUGUAGACAAUACAUUUGGUCUAUGUGGAGAAUUACAUGAGGCUGCAGAAAGCAGCAAAAUUCCUGAUGCAUUACAUGAACAUCAGCAUGUAGGAGAGCAAAGUGGGACUGAGACGGGAGCCCAGAGGUCAAACUGUGGGGCAGGUAAUGAGUCAAAAGAGGGUGCCAACUACACAGAUGGACCAAGUUUUAAUGUCGCUUCUGUUCCACCUACAAACAAGGCCCAGUCAGAUGCAACUCCAGCUGCAGGAAAAUCUCCUCUAACAGAAGUUUGUCUGCCUAAAGAAGUGAAAUUAGAGCAAAGUGACAACAAUGACCACAGAGGUAUAUCCGAGCCAGGGCUGGGAGGCGGAGCUUGGAGUGGGAGCCUUUAUGAUGAAGUAAUAAUUGAAGACUCGAGGUUUGAGUUUGAGGACGACGUGGCCAGCAUGGAUGAGAUCAAUCGGCUGCUGCAGGCUGAACUGGAGGAGAUGGAGAGAGAGGAAAAGAAGAGGAAAGAGAAGAGUAAAAGUCAACACCUUGAUAUUCAAACCGUGGAGCUGAAGCUACCCACCGAGCUGGCUCUGCAGUUAGCCGAGCUGUUCGGUCCUGUUGGAAUAGACCCAGGUACAUGCUCCACUGAUGACUUCGCUGUGCAGAUGGACCUGAAUCUGGCUAAACUGCUUCACCAGCAGUGGAAGGAAACAAUCCAGGAAAGGCAAAGACAAGCAGCUCUUUCUUUUCACCUGCUCCAGGAAGGUUCAACUCAGCAGGAUGAGUCACAGGUGGCCAAAUACAACCAACAAGACAGGAUGCAACCUGCAAACCUUUUGACUAGUAAAGAUGGUAACAUGCCACUGGCAGAGGCCUCUGGUUCGAUGCCGCUCAUGGACCACUGGAAUGUGUCCCGUCCACAUGUCUCUCUCAGGGACAUUAUUAAAGAAGAACAAGCCUUGCAGGACAAAGUACAGAAAAGCAGACAAAGUCGAGUUGACCUGGACCGGUGGGAUGGAGCCACGUUGUUGAAGGAGAAGCAGCUGUUCUCCCUCUUUCCCACCAUCGACAGACAUUUUCUCCAGGACAUUUUCAGAGACCACAAUUAUAGCUUGACCCAGACGGAGUUGUUUCUUCGCUCUCUCCUGGUCGAGGAACCUGUGAAGACAGUCGUUGCUCCAGAGGCUCCUCGGACUGACCACCACAGAACAUCCAGCAAGGAAAGAGAAAAGAGGCAGAAGUCUCUGGAACCAACUGUACCCAACUAUCAGGAUACAGAGGACCCAGAGUAUGAGGACUUCAGGGCAGAGGCCAGCCUUCAGAGGAGGCGACAGCUCGAGAGUUUUGCAAAAGCUGCAGAAGCCUACAAACAAGGACGGAAAGAAGUGGCCUCAUUUUAUGCACAGCAGGGACACCUGCAUGGCCAGCGGAUGCGUGAAGCCAAUCACCGUGCAGCAGUUCAGAUUUUUAACAGAGUCAACUCCUCGCUGCUGCCCAGAAACAUCCUGGACCUCCACGGGUUGCAUGUAGACGAGGCCCUGGAGCAUCUGGCACAGGUCUUACAAGACAAAACUGCAGAUUGUGAACAGGGUCUCUGUCAACCUCAGCUCUCUGUCAUCACAGGAAGAGGGAACCACAGUCAGGGGGGAGUGGCCCGCAUCCGCCCUGCUGUUAUAGACUACCUCACCAACAAACACUAUAGGUUUACAGAGCCAAAGCCGGGUCUCGUGUUGGUCUCCUUGAGGUGAAAAGACCCCGUUUUCGUUGCUAUAGAGGACAGCUCUCUUUAUUUCUUACUUGUCACUUCUUCAGUACAAGUUUACCAGCACAUACAGUGUGUUAAAGUGUAAUCAGACAGUUAAGGUACUCUUUAAUUCUCUUCAAAUCUCCACGUCAUACAAAAUACCAGAAACUGAAUAACUUCUCACAGUGGCACUACUUUUAAUCUUUGUCCAGUUUAAAUGACUUUUUCUUUCCAUGGAAAAUGACUACAUUGUUAUGAAACACAGAUCAUUUAUUUUUAUGCAUCUAAUAAGCUUUAUCAAUGCAUUUAUAUUUUAUCUUAAAAGUUUUAUAGCGUGGAUUUUUCCUUUAUGUGUUUUAGAGUGAAAGGAGCCUGUGUUCAGCGGCUGUGUGUGAAUACUAACUAAUUUGGAGUUAGGAUUAAGAUGUAAUGUACAUGGUUUUAUCUAACUUUAAUUGAAUGAUGAUCACAUGCUGCCUGCUUGGAAGUUACUCUGCAACCAGAAUUUUAAAGUAUUUUUGACAGCCGAAGGAUCACAUAUAUGUCUGUGUUAUAAGGCAAACCUGCUGUAUAGAAAAUGCUUCUCUCUUCAUUUUAGUGCUACAGUUUCCCUAUUGUAUUCACAAAUGAUCAAAAAGCUGUCGAAUAAGUUGAAAAACCUCAUUAAAACAAGCUUUGCUGUGACUUCUGCAGCAAUCGCUCUGCUUUGACUUAGCACAUACCUUUGUAGCAUAACACUUUUAUAAAAAAUUUUAUUUUUUCUGUGGGAGAGAGAGAAAGGUCAUACAAAGUUUAGCUGCUAAUAUAAUAAUAUUCAAACUCAGGUGACAGCUAAUAUUAAGUGUUCUUGACUUUUUUAAAGGCCAGUUGGUUAUUUCUAGCCCAUUCCUGGUUGCUUUUAAAAAAAAAAACACUGCUAAAUUAUGUAGCAGUUGUCUUCCAAAGGCAGCUACAUUAGUUUUAUAGAUUUAAAUGGAUUCAGUUUUCUAUCUGUGUAAUACUUGUUCGGUGCACUAACGUGGGGAACUCUUUAUAUUGGAAGAAAUUAUUGUAUUUUUACAGGUUGUAAUAUUGUGAAAUAAAAUUUGUUUAC
Molecule: messenger RNA, 6676 nt
Organism: Melanotaenia boesemani (Boeseman's rainbowfish)
Lineage: Eukaryota; Metazoa; Chordata; Actinopteri; Atheriniformes; Melanotaeniidae
Gene: n4bp2
Product: NEDD4 binding protein 2
Exons: 16
Coding region: 179-5587 (1802 amino acids)
Molecular function (GO): ubiquitin binding
Source: RefSeq, a predicted model, not a curated record